AUGCCUAGAUUCUCAGUUGCCUUUGCUAGGCGGAAAAGCACCGCAGACGACAUCGAAAAUGCCGAGGUAACGCCACCUGGACAAUCUUCGUUUAGAGUUUUGGAGCGACACGACUAUUCGGGCGUCAAAUCGUUUGACGGAGGGGCGAAGAUGGCAAAAUCCACUGGAGCCCUGCUCCCCAAGCCUGAUUAUCAGGCAGACGACAACAUGUUCUCUGAUAUGAAGGCUAACCGUGGCAGCGGCUUGUCCAACACCACGCACACCACGUCUACCGACACGUCUUCACGCCACAGCAAUGCAUCGACAGCUCCGUCGUCGGCCGACUUCAGUGGAGGCAACUUGUUCCACGAUGACCAUCGAAAUGGACCACCCAAGAGUUCGUCAUCGGAUAUGCAUGGCCGUGGGAAUUCCAACAAAUCCAUCGGAUCCAAAUUCUUAGAUCGGGCUGGCCGUACCUUUUCGUUUGGUGGACAGAAAAAACACACUAUCCCCCCACCCCUGGAGGACCCUCUUAUGCCGGACUUGCCGCCACCUAUGCCCAUCAUGGCUGAACCAGGACGCACUGGAUCUAGAGGUACGACUACAUAUACGCAGGCCCCAACCAUUCCCCGCAAACCAGCUCCCCGUAAUACCAAUGUUCUAGACCUUGGUAGUGACUUUGGAUCAAUGUUUUCAGGAUCAGGUUUCGAUAAGAGAGCAAGCAUGGCUACGCUCAAGAACGACGACUUGGCUUCUCCCCGGCUCCUCACAGGCAACCCUCAAGGCCAACCAUUCCCACGCAGCCCGGAUACAGCGACACCAGCUGAGCCGUUGCUCAGCUCGUGGAAUACACCGAAAUCCAACGUGAUUGUUGAUGAUUAUUCAUCGGACAAGAGCGCCUCACCAACAUACGAGAGCCCCCCGCGAGUCCCGGCCCAUUCAUCGCCACGGUAUCAUCCGGAUGAGGCACAAGACGACGAGGAUGCGCAGCUCCUGCAAGAAACUUAUACUGCUAUUCAGCUUCUUUCAGCCGAAGAUGAUGAGUUUGAUGAAAACCCACAGCAGGGGCGAUACCGGCGGGAGGAGGAUAAUUUUUCGGUGACUCCACGAGCCAAGCCUGCUCCUAACCCCAACUCUGGAAAGAAUGGAGACGGCAUGCAUGAUGCCAACAGGGCUCGAUUCUCGAAGCCGAACAUUCGAUAUGUUCCCCCGGAUGGAGCACCUCGGAACAAGGUGAUGACCCCGGCUGAAUUCGAAAAGUACCGAGAGGACAAGAUUCGCCAUGAUAGAACGAACAGCACGUCGAAGGAUGACGAUGAUGAGGAUAUCAACUACGAGGAUGAAGAGGAUGAGGUUGAAAAAUCUAAGCAGCAAGCAAAGCAGAGACGGAAGCAGGAGGCCCACAUGGCUGUGUAUCGGCAGCAGAUGAUGAAGGUUACUGGCGAAACCACUCCGACAAAUGGAUUGGGCAUCCCAACCUCAAUGAGCGCACCACAGCUUGGCCAUGUGAAGACACCUUCGCUUGACCCGGCAGCGGCACCACCACCCAUGCUAGCACCCGCAACUGCCAUAUCUGGCGCGUCUGACGAGGGCGAUGAUGACGAGGAGAUCCCGCUCGCCAUUUUGCAGGCACAUGGGUUUCCCAACAAGAAUCGACCCCCAACCAGGCUCAGCACGAUGGGAUCAAACCCUAACCUCCGAGCCUCAACAAUGCUCAUGCCGGGGCGCCCAUCAUCGGCUAUGGGAGAAUCUGCUGCUUCCCGACGCCACUCCACCCUCCCGGCCUUUGCCCGAAACUUGCCCCAGGACCCUUUUAUCGGAGCAAGCAUUGCUCAGCCGGCCCUUCGGGAGUCUCUAUCCUUCAAUGAUAUGGGUAUGGGUCCUAAGCCACCGUCACCGCUACCUCCUGGAGGUCUUGUUGGCGUAAUUGCCAGCGAGGAGCGACAGAGAGCGAUGCGACGUGGAAGUCCAAGUGUCGAUCCGUCAAGACUCAUGGGUAGUGGCUACAAUACUCCUGUAGGUAUGGGCGGUAUGGGCGGUAUGGGAGGUAUGGGAGGUGGAAUGCCCGGCAUGAUGCCUCCUAUGAUGCAGCCGCCAAUGCUUAGUGCUGGCGACCAAGCUCAGCUCCAGAUGACGCAGCAGAUGUCGCAGUUUAUGCAGAUGCAGAUGCAAUUCAUGCAAAUGAUGGCCGCGAAUCAAAACGGUGGUGUGCCGCAGCAGCAGCAGCCGCCGUUCCAGCAGCCCUAUGGCAGUUUGAUGGGCAAUCAAUCCAUGGUUGACAUUUCUUCUCGCAACUCCAUGAUUGGCGAGCAGACUCUGGAACCUCGCCGUGGCGACUACGGUAGUAUGCGGACGAUGAGCAUGGUUCAGCCCAGCUCGGCGCCGAUGGCACACCCUGGAUACGCCGGAUCUAUUCGAUCAUCCAUCCAUGGGUAUACGCCAUCGAUUGCGCCGUCAGAGCGGAGCAACAUUGGUCUCCCCAAUCGUUAUAGACCCGUUUCACAAGCCGUGGGCCCUCCCGGACUUGGCCAUCUGCAGUCGCAGUCGUUCUCAGGUGCCCUGUCUGUCUUGGCUGACAACAAGAACCGGACGUCGAUGAGGAUUGUAAACAAGUCGGCCUCCGAUGACGAUGAUGACGAAGAGGGCUGGGAGGCGAUGAAGAACAAGAGAGACAAGAAGCGGUCUCUCUGGAGAAGCAAAAAGAAUUUGAGCUCA
Messenger RNA from Trichoderma virens Gv29-8, 2694 nucleotides. RefSeq lists its product as uncharacterized. The record is from RefSeq and is a predicted model, not a curated record. NCBI's taxonomy places the organism in Eukaryota, Fungi, Ascomycota, Sordariomycetes, Hypocreales, Hypocreaceae. The transcript has 4 exons. The annotation marks the transcript as partial.